AUGCAUUGCUCAACCCUUUUCUCACUUCUUUCUCUUUGCGCAGGAGCAUUUGCGAGCCCAUCAGUAGUAUCACACGGCCCAUACCAGAGAAAUGCCCACCGCAACAUCCACCGUCGCGGCAACUACAGAGAACAUUACAAGACUUCCCCAAAGCCGAGUGAUGGUAUGAGAGCAGUCGGCUAUUUUGGAAACUGGGUGCGCCUCUUCGACACCUCGAAAAGUCUAGUUGUUGACACGAGAUACCUCAGCGACGAAUGGGCCGAUAUCCAAAAGACCUACGACGGGGAUGUCGCUAGCAACAGUACCGAUCUCUUUGGGAGUCUGAAGCAGCUCUACCUCCUCAAGAAGAAGAACCGCUCUCUCAAGACUCUUCUCGCCAUUGCGGGAGCCACAUAUUCGGUCAACAUGUCCCCCGUGCUCCGCUCGCCGAAGCUACGCGCCAAAUUCGUCACCAGCUCCAUCAAGCUGAUGACAGACCUCGGCUUCGACGGCCUGGAUAUGGACUACGAAUAUGUGGCCAACGCCACGGAGGCGGUCGAUAUGGUUACGCUCCUCGGCGACCUUCGCGCCGCCAUGGACGCUAUUCCGACCAACACCACGUCCGAUGCUUCUCCUUUCCUUCUCACCUACGCAUCUCCAGCCGGGCCCAAUAAGUACAAAUUGCUGGACUUCAAAGGCAUGGACCAGUAUCUCGAUUUCUGGAACUACAUGGGAUUCGACUACGCCGGUGCCUGGGACAAGAUCUCCGGGCACAUGUCCAACGUCUACGAAGACGAGAGCAACAAGGCCGCCACCCCCUUCAACACCACCUCCGCCAUCGACUACUACAUUGCCAACGGCGCAACCCCCCACAAGAUCAACCUCGGCUCCCCACUCUACGCCCGCGCUUUCGCCAACACCGCCGGCCCAGGGACCCCCUUCAACGGCACCGGAGCCGCAAGCUCCUUCGGCGAGGCCGGCAUCUUCGACACCAAGCACCUCCCGCUCGCAGGAUCCAACGCUACGGUCACUAACAUGCGGGAGGUCGGCGCCGCGUACAGCUACGACGCUGGCCGGAGGUACAUGCUGAGCUUCGACACGCCGACUGUCGCGCGCGUCAAGGCGGAGUAUGUGAUCGAGAAGGGUCUGGGGGGGAUGAUGUGGUGGGAGGUGAGCAUGGAUAGGAAGGGGCCGGAGAGUUUGGUGCGGACGACGGUGGAGAGCUUUGGGGGCGUGGGCGCCUUGGAGGGGAGCCGGAACCGCUUGGCGUAUCCGAUGAGUAGGUUCGAGAAUUUGAGGAGGGGGAUGCCGGGCCAGUGA
Molecule: messenger RNA, 1299 nt
Organism: Drepanopeziza brunnea f. sp. 'multigermtubi' MB_m1
Lineage: Eukaryota; Fungi; Ascomycota; Leotiomycetes; Helotiales; Drepanopezizaceae
Source: RefSeq, a predicted model, not a curated record